Messenger RNA from Diplodia corticola, 2448 nucleotides. Its product is annotated as ankyrin repeat-containing. The record is from RefSeq and is a predicted model, not a curated record. Bases 1 to 2448 code for a protein of 815 amino acids. Lineage: Eukaryota; Fungi; Ascomycota; Dothideomycetes; Botryosphaeriales; Botryosphaeriaceae. The transcript has 2 exons.
AUGGACAACCGAUUGCUGGAGCGUUCAAAGCCUUGCACGGCUGCACCUGAGAUCAAUGCAGAUCUCUUGAACAAUACUGAAGUCCUCACGACGGAGGAAAAGGGUGCUCUGGAAACUUACAAUGCAGGGAUCGUCGCACGGGCCCGGCUGCAGAAACCAAGCCCACCGGCUCAGCCUGGCGAUGUCCCAGAAUUUCGUGCGGACGAUUCGUUAUUGUUCGAAGCUGAGCCCACACAUUCAGAAGAUCGACCGCAGCUGUGCUCAAACAUUCACAUGUACGCCUUUGGCCUCGAGCCUUAUCAAAAGAGAACACCAAGAUUUCAGGAGAACGUGAUCACCGAGCAUCCCGGAAAUGCCGCAUGGAUCGCUGCCGAAUCCUUCCAUCUCCGUGACGGAACCACAGACCUUCCGGAGCUUGUGCAACACAAGUGCAAGCUGGCCCGUCUCAGACCUUGCAAGUGGAGGUUUUGCACGGAAGAGUGGAAACGCCUCGACCGCGUCAUUCCCAAGUGCGACCGGUGGCCCAGCUUCCGUGACUGGGUUCUCGUUGCAGCAUCUUGCCCGUUUGGUGCGGAGAAAGCUGGUUUCCAAUGGCUCGCCAACUUUUCAGCUUCGUCCUUCCAGCAUCUUGUUGAGGAAAAGUGUCGGAGAAGUUUUACGGGCGACUCGGACAUUCUAUUUCAGACAUGCGAAGUCAUCUACUUCUGGGGCGUUCACAUUGAAGGCAGAAGAUAUUUCCGUUCCAAGGAAGAUCCGUACGUCAACUCCGGCUACGGCGGCUGGGUGGACUCUCGGAUCCCAAAGAGAGUUACCGUGCCGGCCGUAAAGGCAGCGGUGCAAAAGGCGAGACAGCUGAGCGUGUGUCAAAAGCGCCUGUGGAGCCUCGCACCCAGCGCUGAAAGAGGAGAAGAAGAGUUCCCAGCCCUCAUUGAGGUGGUUGAGAGGAGCCCAGUCCCGGCGCAAUUCUCCCAGGAAGGCCACAGUCAGUGCACGAGCGACUAUUGCCAGCUUGCCGACGAGAACACUACACUCAAGAAGCAGCUACACAAGUGUACAGAAAGCGAACGUUGCCAGCUAGUGCCGUUCCCUCUUCAUGAGCUCAACAAUGCAGCCAUGAAUGACAUGUCAACGGCAUGGAGGAUCGAGGCAUCUCGCACCGGAAAGUCAGCAAAGGCAGCUUCAACCGCAGCGGAACAGGAAGUGAAACAGAUCUCGCUUUCGCCAUCCCCCGAGAAAUACAUCGCCAUCUCCCACGUGUGGUCCGAUGGCACUGGAGUUGGCGUGCAACAGGUCGGUAAAGUCAACAGGUGUUUGCUUUCCUACUUCAUUCACCUUGCCGAAGAAUUGGACUGCAAUGGCAUCUGGUGGGACACUAUCUGCAUUCCAUCCGAUCGUGAGGCCCGGAGAAGAGCUAUUGGCAGAAUGAAUUCAUAUUACGCCAACGCACAACACACAGUCAUCCACGACGAGUAUCUGCUUCAGAUGGACUGGUCCGAUGAUGGCAGCCCCGCCUUGGCAAUCGUUCUUUCGCCCUGGUUUACCCGCGGCUGGACUGCGCUCGAGCUCUCCAUAUCAACAUCGGUCAAGGUCCUCUUCCGCGACCCACACGAUCAUAACAAGCAGGUGAUCAAAGACCUCGAUCAUGACGUGCUCGCCCACACAACCGGCUUCUCCAGCCGCGGGCACUACGUCGCGUCGGCACUCCUCUGGCGGCUACGCGGACAGAAACCAACGCUAGCUGAUCUACUCAAAAUUCUCAACACGCGCGCUACAUCCUGGCCACGAGACCGCCUCGCUAUAGCCGGACUACUCGCCCGCGCUGAGGAUAUGGACUACAGUGAUUCACAGAAGGAGACGACGCUUAAGGUUGUCAAGAGCUAUGUCGAAAUUCCCCGGUCUUUUCUACUUCACGGCCAUGUGACGCUGGCCGAAGCCGGUGGAUUUUCGUGGUGCCCGUCAAACUUUCUUCACAGCGAGUUGGCCUUGAUAGCGGACCGUGACGAGGAGCUCCUGAGCUUGACCCCAAGUGGCCAGGUCUGCGGAUCCUGGUGGUAUCGCACGCUCACCGUGGAGGACACGGAGUGGCUGCGGCUACACAGCCAUCACCCGUCGGUCGAGCUGCGGAUCCGCGAUGCAUUUCAGUGGUGGGACCACUGCCUAUUGCUGCACCGGUACCUGAAGAACACCUUCACUGUCCCUGCCAUUUUGGUUCUUGUAGCAGAUGUUGGGACAAUCGAGAAAUAUGGAGCAGUCAUGGAUGUAUGGAUCGAAAGCAGUUAUGUCGGAUGUGUCUUCGAUCAUACGCAGGGAAGGGUCCAGCAUGAGGUCGAUGCCAGGAUUGGCACAGACUCCACACAGGUGAUGCCCGCGGCUACGGCACUUGAGCAGUAUUACGGGGCAGAGGCUCGGAUGCCGCGUGAAAUAUUUCUGGGUCGACAAUCAGACUAG